UUCUGAUUUGAUGUCUACACCAGGGCAACGCUCGAUCAUGACAUUUCUAGUGCGCAGCAAGGCAAUUUCAAAGGGACUUUUUCAGAGACUGCCGACUUUCAAGCCUGUGGUGAUCCUGGCUAACGCCCUGAUAUUAAUCCCUCUCCGUACAAAUCCCAUUGGAAGGCCUCAAUUGCAGAAGAACUUUGGCAGAAGUGCCUUUGCUCGCGAGUUUCACUCAACUCCUAUCCCAAUGGCAAGCUCCUCCGAACUCAAGCAGACUUUAACACCAACUCUCCUUGAUGACGUGCACAAGUUGUGGUUCGAUCAUCUGAGCUGCGAAGAGGCACUGAUUCUACCCGGAUGGAGCGAGAUGGGAAAGUGGUUCUCUCGUGACGAGGCUUUUGACCAGAUCUGCAUCACCCAAUUCCGCCCUGUUCUAGAAACAAUCCUUCGCUCUGGAGCAUCAGCUUCGGACAUUCUAUCUGCAGUUAACCCGUCCUCGCCGUUGGAUUGGCUCAGCAUCAUCAUUCUACUUGACCAGAUUCCCCGCAAUUGCUACCGGGGAGCCGAGUCAAAGCUAGUGUUUGGACGCUUUGACCCAUUGGCCGAGGAGAUUGCCCUUCGCGCAAUUAAAGAAGAUAUACCGACCCAGUCGCCGUAUUUCAUGUAUCGCAUGGCUUAUCGUACUUGGUUCCAUAUGCCCCUUAUGCAUUCGGAAAACUUGGCUGUGCAUGAGAAAGCCAUCAAGGUGCACGAGGAUACAGCCAGAGAUCUGAAUGAGCUUAUAGCUAGGGAUGCAUCGACGCUUACGGAAGAGGAAAGAAAAUGCUAUGGCGUUCUAUCCGAGAAGGGGGAGGCACUUCAGGCAUUCUUGAGCAAUACUUUUGACUUUGAGAAGAGGCAUAAAGUGAUUAUUGAGCAAUUUGGACGAUACCCGCAUCGUAACCAGGCACUGGGGAGAGUAUCUACCCCGGAGGAGAUUGAAUACAUGAACAAUGGCGGGGAGACAUUUGGGUGA
This is a messenger RNA of Penicillium samsonianum, 1000 nucleotides long. Its product is annotated as DUF924 family protein. Gene Ontology annotation, molecular function: protein binding. The coding region runs from base 11 to 1000 and encodes 329 amino acids. The transcript is spliced from 3 exons. The record is from RefSeq and is a predicted model, not a curated record. Lineage: Eukaryota; Fungi; Ascomycota; Eurotiomycetes; Eurotiales; Aspergillaceae.